AAUAAAAUCGCGGGAAAUAUUUCGCACACAUCGAAUAUACAUUUCCCUUAAUUAAAUUAUUUAUUGCAGGUUUAUAUUGUAGUUAUUCAUUUUGUAUCAGUUUGGCAGUUUCAUUUACAUCAUAUUAAAUUAACUCAAGUUUGUUCCGUACGGCUAGACAAUCUCCAUAGGCAAGGCUAUACCAACAGAGCUGUACGGCUAGCCUCUUGUCUACCCCUACGGGGCCGUACGGCUAGCCUCUUGUCUUCCCAUACGGGGCGGUACGACUAGCCACUGCCUUCUGUUAGACACCGAAGCGUUUUAUCAAACUAACUUGGAAUGUACUGUAAAGACUAGCCAUUAAAGACAUGGGAAAGUCAAAAAAGCGAAAGUCUGUUGUGGAAAAGGCUGUGGAACCUGAGUCAUACCCUGACAAUGACAAAGAUGUAUUUGAUUCCAUCCAAACCUAUCUCAGAAGAAAGCUGUGUCAAAAUGCAAGGACCACAGAGAUUCAUGGACUUGAGAAAGAAAGGAGAGAUCUAUUCGAGCUUAUCAAGAGGACGGCCACAGCAGGGGAGAGCAACUCUGUGCUGGUGCUAGGAGCGCGGGGCAGCGGCAAGUCUAUGUUGAUCAGAAGUGUGCUGACCGAGUUGACAGCUGACAAGGAUAUUGAGCAAAAUCUGCUGCAAGUCCACCUAAAUGGUCUAUUGCAAACAGAUGAUAAGGUGGCUCUUCGAGAAAUCACACGUCAACUGAAACUUGAGAAUUCAGUCGGUGACAAAGUAUUUGGUUCCUUCGCUGAAACUUUGCAGUUUUUGUUAGAUGCACUCAAAAGUGGCAGCCAAUCCAGCAAGCCGAUACUGUUUGUGCUCGAGGAGUUCGACCUGUUUGCCUUCCAUCGCAACCAGACCCUGCUGUACAACCUGUUUGACAUCUCUCAGUCAGCACAGACCCCCAUCUGUGUCCUGGGGGUCACAUGUAGACUGGAUGUCAUAGAACUCCUGGAGAAGCGAGUGAAGUCUCGGUUUUCCCACCGUCAGCUGCAUCUCUUUACCAGCCUUCCUUUUGAAGAGUACCAGCAGUUGUUUGCCUCAGUUCUCUCCCUUGGCAAGGAUUUCCCUGUCCAGUCAAUGGCCAGUGAUUGGAACAAGAGUGUUCAGGCCCUGUCCAAAGACGCCAGUGUUGUGGACGUGCUCAAGAGACUAUAUGAGGUGACAAGAGACGUACGCUCGCUGCAGCAACUCAUGGUUUACCCAGUCGGUCUGCUGUGCGAGGACCACCCCAGACUGCAGGCUGCAGACUUUCAGGAGUCCAUGAAGAUGCUGUCUACAGAUUCCAAGGCUGCCAUGCUACAUGGUGUUUCCAUAUUGGAACUGUGCCUUAUCAUAUCCAUGAAACAUCUCUGUGAUAUCUAUGAUGGAGAACCCUUCAACUUUGAAAUGGUUUACAAAGAGUAUCAGAAGUUUGCUCAACGCAGAUCAUCCAUGCAAGUGUUUGAAAAACCUGUUGUCCUUAAGGCGUUUGAGCACCUGAUAGCCCUGGAGUUGGUGCGGCCCAUGGAACAGAGCCACGGGUCGCGGGUGCAGAAGGAAUACCGGCUGAUGUCACUUCUCAUCCACCCGUCCCAGGUGCUAACAGCGCUACAGAAGUACCCUAACUGUCCCACGGAGAUCACCCAGUGGGCUUCAUGUGCGACCGCCGUCUGAUUCUACAGAAGUACCCUAACUGUCCCACGGAGAUCAUGCAGUGGGCAUUGUGUGCAACCCCUGUCUGAUGUGCGAUAAUAUUUAAGUCGUGCAUUUAAAAUACACAAUUAUGUAUUAUUUUUGAAUCUCUUGUAAUAAAGCAAAUAAAGAGUAAAUGAUUA
Messenger RNA from Dreissena polymorpha, 1846 nucleotides. Its product is annotated as origin recognition complex subunit 4-like. Gene Ontology annotation, molecular function: DNA replication origin binding. The transcript has 14 exons. Gene Ontology annotation, biological process: DNA replication; DNA replication initiation. Gene Ontology annotation, cellular component: nucleus; nuclear origin of replication recognition complex. The record is from RefSeq and is a predicted model, not a curated record. NCBI's taxonomy places the organism in Eukaryota, Metazoa, Mollusca, Bivalvia, Myida, Dreissenidae. The coding region runs from base 348 to 1685 and encodes 445 amino acids.